Messenger RNA from Dinoponera quadriceps, 1195 nucleotides. RefSeq names its product coiled-coil domain-containing protein 137. The record is from RefSeq and is a predicted model, not a curated record. The coding region runs from base 267 to 1178 and encodes 303 amino acids. Lineage: Eukaryota; Metazoa; Arthropoda; Insecta; Hymenoptera; Formicidae. The transcript is spliced from 3 exons.
CAUCUGAAAAUAGAGAUUCGAUUGCUGUGCUCGCUGUAUCCGAAAUAAAAUUUCUUUCUUUAACAUGAUUUUUUGAUUGGCAAAAAAUUCGCAAGUUCGCGUCAGACUGUCGACGGGGGUUUAUGGAAGGAUAAGGGACCCUGUGCUUCUGUCAAAAUCAGCUGAUCGCGCGGAGUCACGUGACCGUUGCGCGCGUUCGGUGCGUACAAUGCGUCACGUGUCGAGUGCUAAACAAGUCGCGAGACGAUCGUGUGUCGCGUGUUAUUAUGGGUCGCAAGAUACCGGCGAAGAAGCACCGGGGUGUCAAGGACCCCGAGAAGCAGCGUGCCAAACGUCUGGCCGGGUUAGAAUUGCGCACGAAUGCACCACCGAAGGACGCGGACGAGCAGGCGAUCCCCAAGAGUCUGGAGCACAUGAUUAAAUUGAAGGAAGCUGCUAAGAUUGGCGUCACCCUGACGAAGAAACGGAAGAGGAAGAAGAACUCGCUGAUUUGUGUGGGUUUGCAGCAGGGCAAGGCCGAACCUCAUCCGAAAGCUCGACCGGAGAAGGUUGUGCCAGUGUUCCAACAGAAACCAGGAGAAUCCGGACAACAAUUCUGGCAUCGGGUGACCAAGGACACACACGCGUUUCUUAAGGAGACGGCGUUUGAGCAAAAGUACGGAGUGCAAGUGGAGCGUAAUUCAAAAACUGGUCAGAUUCAGGGUCUGACGAAGCGCAAAGUCGACAAGGACGAUAUAGAGAGAUUACGUGUCAAGCAUAAGAACACAAGCAAGAAAAAAACAACGACGCAAGGCGCGGGGACUCUGACAAAGAAAGAAAAGCGCAAGCUGAAGUUGCGUCUGAAGAGAGAGAGGAAACUGGAGGAGAAGGAUGAUGACGACGAAUUUGGAAGAUUGCAGGACAAGGUGGCUUUUGGAGAAGUGGCUCACGAGCCUCCCAAGCUGAAGUUUAAGUCGAAGGAUGUCACCAGCGUAGAGAGGAAGCCGAAGAACCUGUUGUUGAGUUCACUAUUGGAAGUACCUAAGAAGGUCGCUCCCGCUUCUAAGAUGAUUGAUCGCAGUGGGAAGAGGAAGAAGUUACCUAUUGCGGAAAGGAGAAAAUUGGAGAGGCAGCAGAACGAAGUUAUCGCCGCGUACAGACGGCUGAAGUCUCAGCGAUCAGCCGACAAAAGCAACUAGGGUACGUUGAGGAGGAU